AUGCCUCGUGAAACUCACGUCCAGAACGCAGAGGACAUCGUGCCGAGGACAGAUCGGACGACUCAACCGGGCUACAUAUCGGACGCUGAUAUAUUAGGACUGGAUCUUUACGUCAAGCCGCCUGAACCAGUUUACCGUCGCAUACAGCUGCCGAACUAUGCGGGUCCGGCAUUCUGGGCCGCAAUGACAAUGGUCGAUGCCUCAUCUAACUGGCCGCUAGUGUUAACAGGUGAAAACGUGAUCUUCGAUCCGACCGCGGUGUUGGAGCAGGCACCGCCAACGCCGGAAGUCGAAGAGCGGCGAACGGAAGUCCAAAUCCUGGUGGAACGCGACGACGACCCGGUCACGAGGCGUUGGUCUUCCGACAGGAACGUUUCGUGGAUUUCGGAAUCCGAAACUGGAAAAGCGGACACAAAGCCGCAAGGAAAGGCACGUCGCCGCACGCUCUGGCGCCGAACUGCUCCAACACCGCGGUCGGAUCGAAGAUCACGUUUUCACCUGUUAACACUAGCGGCCAGUUAG
This is a messenger RNA of Macrosiphum euphorbiae (potato aphid), 522 nucleotides long. The record is from the annotation of a GenBank genome assembly. Lineage: Eukaryota; Metazoa; Arthropoda; Insecta; Hemiptera; Aphididae.